CGGAAUGGAGAUGAGUGCAUUCUUCACAUAAUCGAAAUAAUUUUCAGAUGUUGUUCUUAUGUUGGUCGGCGAGGCGAUGGCCCGCAAGCAAUUUCAAUCGGAAAGAACUGCGAUAAAUUCGGCAUUGUAGUUCACGAAUUAGGCCACGUUAUCGGUUUCUGGCAUGAACACACCCGAUUGGACCGAGACGAUCACGUCGAAAUUUUCUAUAAAAGUAUCCAACAGUCGCAGGAUUAUAACUUUGAUAAAUUGAAAACUGAUGAAAUUGAUUCACUGGGUGAACCGUAUGAUUAUGCAUCGAUAAUGCACUACGCAAGAGACACGUUCUCACGUGCCAUUUACCUCGAUACGAUACUCCCAAAAGUUAUCAUGAAUGGGCGACGACCUGAAAUCGGACAACGAAUUCAGCUCUCACCUGGUGAUAUUGCUCAAACCAAAAAAUUGUACAAAUGUCCUGCAUGUGGUGAAACAUUAAUGAGAGAAUACGGUGAGCUGCGAUUGGAUGGAUAUGGAGAAUGUGAAUGGCGCAUAAUAGCAUCGAUGGGCGAAAUAAUUGUUUUGAACAUAUCGACAGCUCACUGGGAACGUUCGCUGGAUGAGUGCGUGAUUGAACAAGACAACUUCGUUAUCAUUCGAGACGGGUAUUAUAACGGAUCACCGAUUUUGGGUUUGUCUCUUAAAUGUUUCAUCCAAUUCAGUGACGUUUUCUCAACGGCUCCGAAGUUCAUGUGGGACUCUUUCAUCAAAUGUCCACUGCAUUUUGCUAAGUUUCAUGAAUGUGUCUUUCUGUUGCAAUUUCCGUCGAAAGAUAGUUUGUGCAAGUAG
Messenger RNA from Anisakis simplex (herring worm), 825 nucleotides. NCBI's taxonomy places the organism in Eukaryota, Metazoa, Nematoda, Chromadorea, Rhabditida, Anisakidae. The record is from the annotation of a GenBank genome assembly.